AUGUUCAGGGUCUGUCCCGAGGGUUUUGUCUGUCUGAUGGCAGGAAACAACCCAAAUUACGGGUUCACCAGCUAUGACUCCUUCGGCUGGUCUCUGCUGAACAUGAUCCGCCUGCUGAGCCAGGACUUCUGGGAAAACCUCCUGCAGAUGACGUUGCGGUCCUCAGGUAAAUUCUACCUGUCCUUCUUCCUGCUAGUGGUCUUCCCUAGCUGUUUCUGCAUCCUCUGCCUGAUGGUGGCGGCGGUGGUGAUGGCAUGUGUGAAACGGGAGGAGGUGGGCGCCACUGAGGCCCGAGAGAGGGAGGAGGAGUUCAGGGAGGUGCUUGAGACACUGAAGAGGACGGAAGAUGAGGAGCAGGCGUCCUGCGGGAUGGCGCUCUCACAGGGACAGGACAGACACAACAACCAGCACCAGGGACACACUGCGGGGACAGGGACAUGCUCAGACGUCCUCCUGAAGUGGGAGUGUUGUGGCUGUUGGCGGUGGCUCCAUCAGCGUCUGCACACCGUCAUCACCAACCCGUUUUUUGACCUCGCUAUCAUCGUCUGUAUCAUCGUGGAUAUCCUUUUCAUGUCCAUGGAGCAUUAUCCAAUGACGGAGGAGUUUGCAGUCCACCUGAGCAUCGCUGACCUGGUCAGUGUCCAAAAAGGACUACAACAACUAUAG
Plectropomus leopardus (leopard coralgrouper) is the source of this 666-nucleotide messenger RNA. NCBI's taxonomy places the organism in Eukaryota, Metazoa, Chordata, Actinopteri, Perciformes, Serranidae. The record is from RefSeq and is a predicted model, not a curated record.